CGUGAAUAUUCAAGUGGCCGGUGAACACAAGGGUGGUGCUUGAUAUACCAAGUCAAUAUAUGCACUAUUGUCUCGUUCCAUUGUGUGAAGUUUAUUGUGUUAUUGUGUAAUGGCUAGAGAUCAUUGUUGUGUUCUUUGUGACGUAACUGGAGACUUGUUAUUCACUUGGUAUAUCGUGCACCAGCCGAACACAGUCCGAAGAGUCUGAACAACAUGCUUUACGAUGGAGUUUUAACCGGUAACGCAACAAGCAACAGAGAUUAUAAUCGCAGCCCGCUAAAUAACUUUGAAUACACUCGAGAGAAGGUCUCUAUUUCAUGGGAAAACCUCGACGUAUUUGUCAAAGUUCCCCAGCCUUCGCUACGGAAACGUUUGCAUUUAAUAACUGAAGAACAAGAAAAACCGACAAGGAAGCAAGUCUUGUACAACCGUAAGUACCUCUUUUAUCUUUCUAUUUAAGCUUGUCUUUGCAAAGAACGAAUAGGCUCAUUUCAAUGUUCAAAUUAAUUCAAAAUUCUCCUUUUACGAAACUUAUCGCCAUGCUUAAAGGACACAAACAAACGUCAUGAAUAUGCAUAUUUGUUCGCAUCCUUUGUUUGUGUUCUCUAGACCUCGAUAAGAAUGAACGAAGUCUUCAUGGUAAAAUUGUAAAAAUAUAUAUUCUUCUUUAAACUUCGUCUCGACACGGCCCAGUUAUGCUUUGGUUGAAAAAAAAAAGUUCGUAUCCGAAGCAAUAUUCGAUCGACUAGAAAGCGAAAGUUUGCAAUGCAGACAAAAAGGAAGUUUAUCUAAGAGGGUUCAGGUCUGCUCUUAGAGAUACUUAGAGGGUAUAUUAAAUUUCUACUUCCGACAAACGAAAUCUUAAUUUCGUUACACACUUAACGAAAAAAGAUUUAAACAACGUUUCGAUGUGGCAAUGACAACAUUAUCAAAUAAAAGACAAAACUACAACAGUCUGAGGUGACAAAAUAAAACAUUAACGUAACAAAGAAACGUGGUAAACGUAAAACGUAGUGGGUAAAAAUUAAUGAUUUAUUACAAAAUGACAGUGAGCCGGAAAUUUGGUAACACCUUAUUUACUCCAAAAAGAGCCCGGGCGCUUGGUAAAUUCUUCGUUAAUACCGUAAACUGCCGCUUAUAAGCCCAUCCGCUUACAAGCCCCCCGGUUAUAGGCCCACCUACAUGCAAACAAAAUAAUACAUCCGAUUAUAAGCCCAUCCGGAUAUAAGCCCCAGUUACAGUUUUGAUUUUGUUUUGAAAUUUAACUGAAUUCGAUUUAUUGCUGCCUUUGUAAGAGUGAUAAAUUUAAAUCAUGCGUCGAUCAACAGUGCUGUUGCUCAUUUCGAAACGUUUUUUUUUUCGUCCGCUUAUAAGCCCAUCCGGAUAUGAGCCCCCCCCCCAUUUAUAAGCCCACCCAAAACCCCUUACGAACUUGUAUAAGCCCAGCGCUUACAAGCGGCAGUUUACGGUAUCUUGAUGAGGCAACUUUAUCGACGAAAUGCUUCCUUAUGUGUAAUCCAUAGUAACACAAAAAGUAGGUUCAACUAGAGUUUCACUUUUAAAUGGUAAAGUAUCGUCUGACGUCUGCACCCAACAUGUUUACCCCAUAACUACACCGUGUCAUGACUCCAGUCAGUGAUUUAGUAAUGCUCUUCUUUUUUUGAGGGGGAAGGGAGGAGAGAUGUAUGACUGGUGAAGGAGAAAAUAUCAUCUUUUUUUAAUUACAGUGAGUGGAAGGAUUGACGCUGGCAGUUUACUAGCAGUCAUGGGGGCGAGGUGAGUAUUUUAAGUAACAACUGAACAUUAACUGCAAAGGAUCGCAAACAAAAAGGAUACGAUCUACAGCAGAUCUGGUCAGCAAAAAAUAUACCUAAUGAACACAUUUCAAAGUUUUCAAAGCUGAUUGCAAAUGAUGUUUUUAAGUAAUUUAGCGCUUUUUCAACUGUUUUCUUACGCGCUUUUUCAACGAUGAACGCUUAAAAGUAGGUCAUCUUGUAUUUCAGUCACCUGCUUCAGUGAUUCGAGUUGUAAGCAAGAUGUAACUGCUAUGUUUUUCCCUCUUUUUCUUCUUCUUCUUCUUCUUCUUCUUCUUCUUCUUCUUCCAGUGGUGCCGGGAAGUCGACCUUAAUGAACGUGUUGGCGCAACGAAAUAUCGGCCAAAUGGAUGUCACGGGAACCGUGUUGUUGAAUGAUUGUCCUAUUACAUCGGAGAUGACUUCGAUGUCUGCAUAUAUUCAACAAGAAGACCUUUUUGUGGGAACUUUAACUGUAAGGGAACAUCUUACUUUUCAGGUGAGUGAUUUAAAGUGCUAUACGAUUUCUUUUGAAAACCAAAGAUGGCAUCUUCCAACUGUUUGAAUUAUAGUUCUCUUAAUAAUAGAAGGAAUUAGGAACAACUUGUAAACAACUAGUAAACAAUUAUUGGAUUAUUGAGCAUGAUGUCAUGAAUUAUCAAAACCGAGGUCUGUGUUAUCUGCCGAAGCCGAAGGCGGAGGCAGAUAAUACAGACACGAGGUUUUGAUAAUUCAUGAUAUCAUGCGAAAACCGAAUUCAAUAAUUGUUUUAUUAUACAUUUUUUAAACAAUAGGCAAAAGAAGACAUUCAGCCAUUCUGUUUCUGAGAACACUCCAACGGGCUUGGUAACCAGGCAGACGUUGAACUUGACAUGAUAAAUGCAAUAUCUGCAGCAGAUAUUGCAUUUAUCAUGUCAAGUUCACAAGCUAUUGUGAAUUGAUUGAAUGCUCUCGACCAAUCAGAUGAUUCAUAGUGAGUCGCCUGAUGUAUAAUAAUAUAAGAUAUCAACAGAACACUUCCGUCUUAUUCAGUGCCAAGAACCACUUGACGCUUCCGAGUGGGAAUGGAGAUCCCUGAUGAUGGUGUCAGUGAUAAAGAUAGUAAACGUAUGUAACAGGACGGGGUAAAAAAGAGGAAGGCAAAAUUGUGUGAUAUGCCGCGUGACAAUAUUUUGUUUGAAAAACAUUUCCUCCAAGUUUCACUUUCCUUUAAACAGAUCUUUUCGUAAAAGACCAUUGUAGUACUGCGUAAAUGCUGUAUACUUCUGUAAUUUCGUAAUCUUCCUAAUAAACCUGAAGAAGACUGGUAUUGGCCAGUCGAAAUACUUAUCGUAACUGCAGUCUUUUCACGUUGUUUCAUCAGUCCUUGCGGUUUUCUUUUUGACCGUUUAAACGAGGAAAAAUAGACGCGUCUUACAUAGGACGCGUCCUAAAUAAGACUCAAACUAUCCCGUAUAAACGGCACAUUUCGUUUGAAAUUUAUCUAAGACGCGUCUUAUUUAAGAACAGCCCCUCACACCUGUUCUUCGACAAGACGCGUCUUUUGUAAGUCGCGUCUUAAUGUGCCGUUUAUACGGGAUGGUUUGCGUCUUAUUUAGGACGCGUCUAACGAAAGACGCGUCUUAUUUUUCCUCGUAUAUUUGAUUUAUACUUUUUAUUAAUUUCAGGACUGAUCGUGAUCGUUUUGAUCCAACGUUGAGCAAGUUUGAUCGUACAAGGUUUUUUGCAGUGGUCUUGCACCUUAACGUUUCAUCUGGGGAAAUUAAAGUACGACAAAACACGCAUGUAAUAGCCCUUUCAGGCUUUUCACACGUAAACUUUUUGCCGUCCUGUUGCGUAAGCUCACUAAUUUUGUCAUGAUAAAAACAGUGAUGAUGAUGAUGAUUAUGAUCCUGAUGAUAAAAACGAUGAUGGUGGUUACGAUGAGGACGGUACUAAUUAUAAUGAUGACACCUUACUCAUGUUCUGAUUCAUUCUGUUUCUGAAGGCUUCCCUGCGUAUGGACGGACAUGUUUCCCGUGAACAACGGAUUGCACGAGUCCAGGAAGUGAUGCUUCAGGUAACAAAACACCAAAAGUAUCGUUUGUUGUGGAGGAUACUCAAGAAUAGUAAUGACGACAAUGGGGUGCGAAUAGGGCCAAUAGGCCAUUUCCGAGUUCCCCUGGGCCUCGGUUUCAAAACGAGGGUAGGUGCUCAGCCUUUGAUAGGGAAAUAAUUUUUCAUUCUCAUGCAAAUAAAACUCAUUUUCUCAAGAAAAGUUGUGUACCUAGCCUCAUUUUGAAAGUGAGGGUUUUUAGAACUCGGAAGUGGCCUAUUUGUUAGUUUCCAUCAGCCAAGGAACGUAAUCCAAAAGUGUCAUUUCGUCCAAGCAUAAAAAUCAGUCAAAAAGUAUCUACCAAGAAUACAACCUAAGAAGACGUAAGAGCCUCACUCCUACCUACCUGCCUUAUGAUAAUAUUUUGUUCUAAUUAUCUAACUGAGGGAGCCCAUUCCUUAUAAGCCCGGUGGCUUCUCUUGGGAUUCCUCGCCAUGAGAGUUAAGGUAAUUAGAUUUUAUUUGAUUUGUAUAAUUUUUGGCAAACAAAACAAUAAACAAUACCCUUUCACACUCAUGGGAUGCCUUCUUUCAAUCUACUUCGCAUCCAUUCCACCGUUUGGAGUGCCAACGACAAUCGAUGGAGCAGGGUCGUUGUUUCAUGCAAAGCUCUAAUUUGUUUCACUUGUGCUUCUUUCAAAGUUUGGUCUGACUAAAUGCGCUGAUACUUUCAUUGGAAUACCAGGACGGCUGCAAGGAAUUUCGGGCGGAGAAAAGAGAAGGCUCUCGUUUGCUUCAGAGGUAUCAGUUUGUUUACCAAGUAUAGUUUCAAUUCAAGAGUAGACUAUUUAACUUUCGAGAGAUGGGUUUGGGGGAGGUGUUGGGGGCGGUUUGGCUGAUUUAGCUCGGACAAGACAACUAAGAGUCCUGUAAGACUGUGCCAGCACUUCUUCCUCUUAGAGUCCCUGAGUGCCUUUAAAUUUCAGCAGUAGCAAAUCUAGCGGAGGGGCCCAGGGACUGGUAGGCGCUGGGGCGACUGGGUAUCGGCACUCAGGCAAUGUGCCGAGCACUAAAUGUGAACGGUUUUUGGAACUUCAUCUUUAAUUUUGUACAUCAGAUCAUUACAGACCCGCCCUUGCUGUUCGCCGAUGAACCAACUUCCGGUCUUGAUUCGUUCAUGGCGCAGAAUUUGGUUGCAACAAUGCAGCAGCUUGCUGAUCAAGGAAGGACAAUCAUUUGCACCAUUCAUCAGCCUUCCUCUGAAGUGUACGCCAUGUUUCACAGGUACAAUACGUCGAGAUGUGAAAAGAGGACAAGAUGCAAUAACUUAUAUCAAGUUAUCAUAACUAAUUAAGUCAACGAAUUUUCUUUAAGAGAGGCUCCGCCCCAAGUUCCAGACUUUUGCUAUUUUUAAUACCAUUUUUGACCGAAAGGGUAUCCCCUUCGUUUACCUUCUAUUAAUAAAAAGGAACAUGGUACCGAAUAAUGUAGACUAAAUCGCUAAAACCGAAAGUCUUCAUGUUAAUUAGUUUAACGGUUAAUAAAUUGAAAUUAUAUAACAAGAAGGAGCGUCGUUUGGAAGCAUUUAAAGUAAAGGACCUUUAAAGUACUUUCUACCCUUUCAUAUACGUGAACUUGCGAAUCCCUACCGUUUGGUAGAACUCGAAAAUGAUGCACCCCUUUCGGGAGGAUACUCCCCUUAUAUCCCCGCCAUUAUAAGGAGUGUCCCCUCUCUACCCUGGAAAUCAAGUAUGCUUACACAGGAGUGUGUGUCUUACAUAAGUAAGUAGAAGAUAUUCUGACUGUCUGUAUUCCACUUAAGUUUAUUGACUUGAUCUUAAUUGUCCCACUUUCACACUUCCUAAUGUUUUACUAUUUUUUUUCCUUUUUUUUUAAUUUUAGUAUUUUGAUGCUGGCUGAAGGUAGAAUUGCCUUCAUGGGAUCCACGGAAAAUGCCAUCGACUAUUUUAAAUGGUACUCAACAAACAGAGUUCUUAUAUGUUGAACGUUAUCCCCUUAAAAGUUUUACUCGUGGGUUUUGCCAUGUUUAAGUUUCGUACUGUUCUCAUUGAAUAUCGACAACGUAUAGUCACUUUUAAAUGUAAAUUGAAUACAGGUUAAAUAUGUCACAUUGACAGAGAACUUAUAUUCUCGUGAUAAUUUAGUAAAAUAAUUUAUUCAAUGUAGCUAAGUAUAUUCAUGUAAGUAUGUUUUAGUAAGCGAGUAAGAUGCCUAUUUUUGCUAUUUUAGUAGCAUUCUUUUGGAAGAAAAGGAAUAUAAACAAAGUGAAUUUUUUCUUGAUUGUUCGUAAUUAGACUUCAUUACGAACUUUUUGUUUAAAUCAACUGGCAACUUUGUUAACAGUCAAAUAUUGCAAACUUUAAUCUUGUUUUUUCCUUUAUACGUCUAUAGUGUUUGUAGUACUAAAGUUACUUUAUACAAUAUAUGCUAUGAGUACUAUAGAAAAAGAACUGGCCUAUCCAUCGUCUGCUGAUAGGUUGGCCAGUGUAAACACACAACCCAAAAAAAAAAAGACAAAAAGAGGAACUUUGUAUUCUUGAAAACCCAGUUUUCCUUUCAUUUUGCGUUAGACUUCACAUUCUAAUUUCUAGGCACCAGCAUUACAAUGCCAAAAUGUCCUGGCAUUGCUCUUUUAACUCUUACAUUGCUUUCACUCACAGCUUAGGUUAUCCUUGUCCUGACAAUUUUAACCCAGCUGACUUCUUUGUCCGUACCCUGGCCAUCAAGCCUGGCAAUGAAGAAAACUGCCGCAAGAGAGUUAAGGUUGGAACAGCACUGAUUUUUUACACAUUGUAUAGUCAUUUUAAGAGUCUGUGUCAUGGCUGGCGACUUCAUUUUGUGCAUAGCGCCAGUUACAGGUCCGUACUUCCUUUAAAACUUUGGUGAAUGACAAUGAAUUUUUGUUGAAAGACAAAAUCACGCUUUAUGUCUAACAAAUUUGUCUCCCUAGCAUUGUAACAAACGUUACACAUGACAAAAAUGAACUUUGAAAAACUGUUAGGCUAACAAGGUCUCAAAACCCACAACUGCAAUCCGUUUCAAUCUUCUUCAAAAGUUUGUCCAUCCAUGCCUUCUUUUGUAUCUGCGGUGUUAUUUAUACCUUCCUUUAAUGUUUUGAGCGGUUUUUUUUUUUAUGUUUCACUCAAUUUGGUGGCAGUUCCCAUUGUCUGAGUUUUGACAAAUUCCGUGGCUCAGAUCCUUUAAUUAUUUGAGAAGACACACGUCGCACUUAAAGUGGCAACGUUUCCUUGAAAAAUCCACCCUGACAAGGAAAACUUGUCGAGGAAAAUAAAUUUUAUCACUGAAAGUGAAUCUUUACAAAUUCAGCCUCUCUGAUACGAAUCUUUCCGAUCCUUAGCUUAUCGAACAAGCAGUGGAUGGAGCUCCCGCCUAGUGUUUGGGAGGUCAUAGGUUCGAAUCCAGUCGGGGACUCACAUUUCUUCUUUGUCCCACGAUCGUGACAUGGUGAUUAUUUCAUCUUCACAUUUGUUUCACCGAGCUUAAAAUGAUACCAUCUUUCAUUCUUUGACCAAUAAGAUUCAUCUUUGACAAAACCGAGGCAUAGUCACUUUAGGGGGCGGACUCCAAGGUAUCUAGGAUUUACACAGUACCUGGGCCAUGUUCUCGAGCUCUUUUAAGUCUUUAAUGCUAAUAGUCAAUCCAUCGAUAAUGCUUAAAGAAAUUCAAAGUAAAAUUCAGUCAAACUUCUGCUUAGAGAGAUUUAAAAUACAACGAACACAAUCAUCUGUAAAUACUAAACUGUAAGGCCGGAAGCUCUGUCAAUUGCAAACUUUCAAGCUCUCUCAACUGCACAGAAAUUAAGGUCAUAAGUUGUAUCUGUGGCCUCUAUUUUCUACGUACUCUAGCACUUCUUGCAACCUUUCUUUCUAUUUUUUUGUUUUAAGCAAAAUAACCGAACCGUCAAGAUGAAGAACAUUAACUGUAGGAGCUCAUGUUGUUCAUAUAUUAAGUUACUUGCUCACUCCAGCUUUUUUUGUUUUGUUUGUUUGUUUUUUGUUUGUUUUUUUGGUUUUGGUUAAAUUCCAGACAAUUUGUGAUGCGUACACUCAAGAAAGUGCCGCAAACGAAACAAAACGUGCUAAAAAAGUUUUACAGGUGAGUAAGACAUAAAUCCGACCAAACUGGUUUUGCAGCACCGAAACUAAAAUGUUGCUUUCUCAAAGAGAGAUAUGGAAUUGUUAUGUGGACGGUAAAAAGCCAACGUGGAAAAGACUGAAAUAGGUAUGCAGACUAGGUUUGAGGUAUAUCGAGAAAGAAUAAAAUGUUUGACACUUUGAGAUAAUACAAAACGUAAUCCAGUGACAUCUAGCCACAUACAUGUAUGCACGACAAAGGGAGAAGCCGAGAUAUUUAGGACUAAGGUCAUGGGGGUUUUUUGCUACAUGUCUUCUCUCACAAAGCCUGACUCUAACAAAAAUUGCCUGCACCCCCCCCUCUUCAGUGAUAGGAGAAGUAUAUUAAUAAACUCUGUGGUAAAAAAAAAAAAAAAAACAAUGGCAGUGACAAUAGUGAACAGUAUCUAAACAUUUUAUUCCGUAAUGGAGAGAUUUAGAGUUACGUUAAUUCACGGCAAACAAGAAACAUGAAUUUGUACCACGUGACCAAGUUCUCCCUUUACUUGCCGUAAUACGGUAACUACUGCAUUAUAAGUACAAGGAAAUCAGUAUCUUUACGCCAGUUUUAUCCAUAAGAAUUGUUUUGAGCCGUUUUUAUCGAUCAUUUGCUAUUUUGAGAAUUUCUCAACUUGAAUCUGACGUUUGACCGUACGCGUGACUCUGGCUACCACUUUUUCGUUGCUAAAAAGGAGAAAAAUUGAAUCAUUGUACAUCACUCUUUAAAACUGAAGAGGACCUAAUAAAAAAAAGGCCAAACAAAAAGAAGCAACCAUUAUUACUUUUCUCUAGUGUGUAUACUCUAUCCACUCUUGGUAUACGUAAAGGAUUAGAAAAAACAAACAAACAAUAAAGAUGUAGAGUCCUUGUUCAGUUUUGUCAUCCUAACUGUUGUUUAAUAAGCAUUGCUAGACUUCUGUCAAGCCUAAUCCUCCUGCUAUACUAAUUGAUUUAUUUUUUGUUUGUUUUAGGACUCGUUUUCUGGUAAUGACUAUGCUGUACGUCGCUCACCGUAAGUCGUUCCCAGAAACGUUUAAAACCGCAUAUCCCUCUUCCUGCAGAAGAUUUUUUGUUUAGAAAUCUCUAAAGCGUAAAGUAGAACACUACACAAACAUUCCUUUUCAGUUCGAGGGCGGAUUUAACAAAUAAAACCCACUCUCACGUUAUGAACCAAGGACAACCCCUCUAACACCACAAGGUCUUAAUGAGAGGGGACCCCCUUACCAGAAGGUCUCAGAUUACGCUAAACUGGGAGUGUAAGCAAUAGGGACUUUAACAUCCAACUUGACGACAACGUCAAAAAAACAAAAGGUUUGAUAAGGAAAACAACAACUUUGCACGUGCUUAACGCUUUUUAGUACAUUUAUUCCUGUUUUUACACGACUUCGACGUAAAAAUGCCUAAUUUCGCCUUUUAAGAGGACGUAUACGUAAACAAGCAACGACGAAAUUUUAUUUCUCUCUCUGAGCUUGGAUUGGGUCACAUGAAAUUCAGCUUCAGGGGGGUUCGCCUACAUUUGAAAAAGUAAAUGGGUAGGAAUAAUCGCUGUAAAGACUAAAAGAACGAAAAUUCACUUUUUAAGCGAAGUUCUCGUUGCCGUCCCUUUCAUGUCUUAACGCUACCAAAUUUUUAUUACUAUUGAAAUACGUUUAUAGGGACGAUUUGCCCACAAAUGCAAAUAUCCACUUCCGGUUGACGUGAGCCGCUCAAAAACGUCUUUGCUCAAACUAUUCUGAGUGUAUUCUGCAAUUUUAAAUUGAAAUCUGCGAUGCACCUGCAGUUAAUCGCCCAAAGCGUUUUAUAAGUCUUUUUAGGGAGCUAUGUCAUAAAAUUUCGUCAAAUUCAUGCACCUCGAACCACAUAUAAAAAUAAUUAAUCUUAAGUACUUAAUGCAGUUUCAGUUAAAUUAAAGGGUAAGAAAAAAUGCUACAUUAAUAUAGAAGAUAACAAAACAACAAUCGACAGUGGACAUAUUGCGCUAUUUUUUAGUAGACUUAUUAAUUUUAGUUAAACUAUAAAUACAAGAAAAACAAUAGCUCAUUAGGAAGAAAAGUAACAUAUAAAAAUAACAAGGAGUUUAGCACUGAUGGAGUCAGUAGUCUGAGAAAGAAAGCAACUACAAAUACAAAGUGAGACAAAAUGUAAUAUUCACAACGUCCAUAAUACAAGCUUUUCAUAAUUUUAUUUUUUCUAGGUACAAGGUGUCUUGGUUCCAGCAAUUUCGGUCUGUUCUCUGGCGAUCCUGGCUUACAAAUAACCGUGACUCCACAGUCUUCAAAAUGCGAUUUCUUCAGAGUAUAGUAAGUACCCUGCGUUCAUAAACUAUAUUUUGUGAUUGAAAUGAUUAGUCUGAGAAAAACCAGAGCUAGUAGCUUGCAAUUCCCUUUUUGCCUCUUGCAAGUAACUAACUAGACUGAGAUGCAUCCAUUAUGACAGGCAGUCUAUGUUAGCGUGAGAAAACAGCCGAAAUUUCGGGACACCACCACUGGUUUCCCCCAGAAAUUAGGUCUGAGAAAAGAGCGCAGAAAUUCCAUCAUAGCGGAGCUCUCGCGCGCGAAGCGCGCCAGCGGAGCACCAUGGGUAGGAAAAUCAAGAUAUCUACCCAUCCGAGAAAAUUUGGUAAUCACGUGACUGUUCACCGACCGACCGACCGCCCGCCCGACCGUCAGUCUGCACCACAGGCAUACCAAUGUAAAAUAACUCAAUCAACAGGUAUGGCAACCUAAAUGUAACUCGCGGUUACUUUGGCAGGAAAUCGUAUAGCUACCGGCGUCUUGUAAAGCAAAGACAACUGAAGACUCAAUAAAGAGGAAAACGGAAAGCGGAAAUUGUUUCUGUAUCCGUGUUGUCUAAAGUAUUUAGUUUAGAUUAAUUGUCAUGUGCACAAAUUUGGAAUAUAGAGCAGGAGAAAGACCGAGAAAAAGAAAAAGUAGGCGGCAGGCCAGCGAAGCUCAACGAGAAAAAGGGCGACAGAGCUGGAGGUCUAGAGCGAGAGAUAGAAAACAAAUGAGACAUUUUUUUGUUGGAAGAACAACAUGAAAAUUUUCUAGCGGAGGUGACAAAAUGGGAAAUGUUGGCGGCCACCAAUGCAAGGUGAAAAUGAGCGGCAGUAAAAAAAAAUGAACGAGAACGCGUACGACACUUUCUCAAUAAAAGGUGUAACUACGAAGUUUCUGCAAGUUUCACCUUGUAGUCUGGCAAAACAACGGCAAAGAAAUGUUGAAAAAAGUGUGCUGCAGUUGCAAAGUUGCUUUUUUGCUAAUUAGACCUAUUGUUGUUUUUCACCAUUCUCCGGCGUUGCCUUCACCGCUUAACAUUACACGAUUUUACAUUUUGUUUGAACAAACUACAAAGGGUAUCGGGAGCUUCGCUUUUAGCCCUGGCUAAAUCUAUAUAUUAUUGAUGACUUGAGGGUAUCUCAAGAAAGAAAUCCUUUCCUGGUAUAACAAAUGAAUAUUUCGCGUGAAGAGUAGCCGUUCUUCGCUCUCUAUUUGAUUUCUGUAUGCAGUUAUUUAGAGUUGUUUUGCCACAGGGGUAAGGAAUUGGUUUUUUGCUGUUAACAUAAUGCUUUCAAAAAUCUCCCUAAGACGAAUCAAAAAUGAAGCAAAAGUCAGGUGGAUUUUAGAAUCAUUUGGUGUGAUUUGUUAAAAAUUUUACAAGCAACCUUGAGCCGUCAAGUUUGGCGAGGAUUUCACCUUUAUACAUUGAACGUUGUCCAGCGUUGCCCAAAUUGGACUGAAGUACAAAUGUACAUAUGAAAGUGAAUAGAGAUUCCCCUUUUUUUUUGAGACCAGUCUAUCUAAGAGAAGUGUUUGCCUAAGAGAGGUACGGUCAGUGCGGAGAGAGACCAGGCUUCAGUUAAUCCUAAUGAUAUCUCGCUUCAGUUUUCCACGCAUCAUUUCUUAUGUGGCUGGCUGUAACUGUUAAACCAUUUUAAGUUUGCAGGACUUAUGACUGGACUCUUUUUCUUUCAAUCAUGCGAUGGUCAGGAUGGCAUUUAUAACGUCUUUGGUGUAAUGUUCUACCUUAUUACGUCGACUUCAUACAUUCAGGUCUACUCAGUCGUAUUUGUAAGUACAGUCAAACUUGUUUAAUACGGACACCAAAGGGACAGAACCAACUGUCCGUUUUACAGAGGUGUCCGUAUUGUAGAGGUAGGGAAUGUAUGAUUUUUGGCAUUUUUGGAACCAAACGAACUGUUCGUAAUAGAGAGGUGUCCGUAUCAUAGAGGUGUCCGUAAGGAGAGGUUAGACUGUACAGUCUAACCUCGUGGGGAGUUUAUUGUCUUUUAGAAAGACAUGUACUGCAGCUAUACAUGAAGCUAUACCAUUGUCCCUACUUUUUCUUUACACGAGACUAGAUAUGUCACCAAAACAUUUUGACGGUAAGGAGCUCCCUCAGUGAUUUCGUUGUUUGCAAUUUAUACUUUACAAGUAUGUUAGCAUUGUAUUUCGUGUUAGGUAUUUUAAGAUGUGAAAAAGGAUCACUUGGAAUACGUACAUCCCAUAGUAACUUAAAACAAUCUCAAUGAGGUAAUUUAUUCUAGAAUUACCGCGAUAUAGCAUAUCUCUACUUGUUUUUGCUUUUGACCAGACAUUUCCAGAGGAGCGAAGGGUAUUUUUAAGAGAUAACCAUAGCGGGAUGUAUCGAACGGAUAUUUACUUCCUUUGCAAAACCUUUGCUCAGGUAAGCGUCAGAUAUGUUCCAGACACACCACUUAUAUUUGUAAAAUAACUAAAAUAGUACGCGCGCUCUGAUUGGCCGAGAGGCGUGUUUGCAUGAGAGUAUGUGUAAACAUGGUAGUGACGUCAAGAUGUUUUGCUUUUCUCGCGCUAAUCACGUCAUCGCCGCUGGGGACGUUUCGCGAGGAGGAACGCCUGCGACUCAGCGACAGAAAUUCCUUACUGAUGACGCAAAAUCUGUCCGGAAUCCCGGUCAGAAGCGCUAAUUGGUCGACGGAGCAGUUUCGUUGUUCUAGCUAUUGAUUACGAAUGACAGACAAAAGACAAAAGGCGGCAAAGGUCAAAUGUAAACGCGAUGAAUCUCUGACAAAACAGUCAAUAUGUGUGGAAUAAAGUAUUCUCUAGAAGAAGCAUUUAAAUUUUGCUGGAGCUCAUUCGCAGAUGAACGCAACACUUUUCCAAAAUCGACCAGGAGAAACGUAAAAUUGAACAAAUUUGCAUUUGGAACCUCAUGACUACAGGAUUUAUUAUGUAAACAGUGAUUUACGUCAGUAUAGAAUUUCUGUCGCUGAGUCGCAGACGUUUCUCCUCGCGAAACGUCCCUCAACGGUGAUGAGCAAGGAGAAACGUCUGCUGUUCGCAGGCUACACGAAAGCACGAAUUUGAAAAAGUUUUUGGGUUGAAAACUGGACAAGUUUACUUUAUUUACCCAUUCCCUCGUCGGCUGAAAAUCUUUACAAACGUGAUGUGUCAACUUUUUCGCUUAAGCUGACAUUUUAAGCGAGAAAAAUCCGUAUUUUGGAAAGCAGCUUUUUUUGCAAAACAAGAAUUGAUUAUGCGUGCAAGAUUACGUGUACAAGACUUCGCGACUUGUAAGAAUUUCUCUUUUAAUCAGAGCCAUAACAAAGAAUUUUGUUGUUUUUUUCUCGGUAAGGUUAAUUUAUACAAGCAAUAGAAAAUCUUUUUUUUCUGUAUUUACAUAGUCUACAUAGCCUGAUAUAAACACUUGACAGUAGUUAUGCAAACCCUCGACUUCGUCUCGGGUUUGCAUUACUUUCUCGAAUUCUCCCAACCCCCGUCUUGUUUAUAUCAAGCUAUGCAAACACAGAAAACGUUUUCUAUUGCUUAAAAAAUCACUAGAAAUCGUGGAAGUGAGUUUGUCAGUACUUAAAUUGUUCAGCCAAUUUUAAGCGUACAGUUCGAAAAUAUGAACAAUUAACUAAAUUCACACUAUCCUGCCCUGUUGGUAUUUUUAAGAUUUUUUGAAUUAACAUUUAGCAUUUUUGAACCAAACAGGCCAUAAUUUUCGACUCGACACAUUGUUUGUUCUCCCAGAAAUUUUUCUCGUGUGUCCUGCAGGCUGCAUACAUAUAAAUGCAUCUUUAUUUAUCAUAUAAAUUCAGUUCAUAGAGCGUUAUCACUCACGUGACCAGCCUAUACAAAUUUAUCGGAACAAAAGAAAGCAUUUACAUAAGAAAAGAGUUCGACUCCCACGGGAUUGGUUUGGAACACCAACAUGGCCACCGUUUCAUCGUUUUCGAACACCAACUUAUGGCCACCGUUGCGUCAUGCGAAAACCCUCUACAUUGUGUUGCAAGCUACUGUAUAUUGUAAAGAUUUUAAUCCCCAUCUAACAACCUCAUAGGUACCUCAAUUUGUUUUUGGCCCUCUUUUGAUGAUUGCUAUUGGAUACUGGAUGGCAGGUAGGUUGAUACAGAAUCCCUUCAUUAUGUUUUACACACUCAUUGUCCCGGCUGUUUUUAACUUGCUGUAAGUUAUUGUUGUUAGUUUGUUUGUAUUUUCUUUAAGAGCUGAGCAGCUGGUUUUUAUUAAUCACCACCUUCAGAAAGUAAAUAAUACAUAGAUUUAGCCAGGGCUAAAAGCGAAGCUCCAAUUAAUAAAUUUAUAAUUUUAAUCAAAAAAUAAACUUGUAAUCCACAAAUCGGUUAACUUAAGGGCACAUUCAUGUGACUUUUUAGGGAAAGGCCAAGUUACCUUAGAGUGAAACAUCUUACAUCGAAUUGAUAACCUUAUAUGUACACCCAAAAUAUAGCAAACAUCUUCGAUCACAUUCAAGAUCACAGUAGAUUAGGCCGCGAAAACAAAUUCUUGGAAAACAAAUCAUGCCGAAUUUUUUUGCGUUCGACAGGUUUACUUUGCAAAUUCUUGCCAACAAAUCUGGGGGUGUUUAAACCAACCUUUUAUAAUUUUUAUACAUCACAUUUGAGGUGAAACAGUACUAUUUAUCAUACAGACCUCGGACAGAAUGCAGUAUUUCACAAUUUUUCAAGACAAAUUGCACUCAGUCAAUAUUCAGGACGAUCAAUUGUAAAGGGAAACCGUUCAAAAAUUUCCAAAAUCACCCAUAUGGCCAGCCGGUUCUCGUUUCUAUAGUGCGAGCUGUCAGUGUGGUCGAGUAUUUGAAUGAACUUUAAUAUAGUUAAGCUUCGACAUAAUAGCGAAUUUAUUUAUUUAUUUUCUUUUGUUAUUUAAUGGUUUCAGUUAUAACGAUGUGUAAUCUUAUAAAGCAUUUGAUACGCGCGACAUUUUUGAGUACUCCUGCAAGCGAUGUUCAUGAACGAUGAAAACAAACGGCACAGACAAGCGAUUAAAAUUGCAAGAGAGACUACUAACAAUCAAAAAAAUAUAUAUAAUUCGGUGAAACAUUUACAGAGAUAACAAUUUUCAUUCAUGAAGACAAGUAUUAAAGUGUCUCUAACAAUCCUGAGUCUCGGCGUGAAGCUUUAUAAGCCGGCUUCCCGGCGCGGGUGUUUACUGUUUUCCAAGGUGAACUCCUCGAAGCAAAGAAAAUCGCUCAAAGUUUUCUUUCUACAGCCAAAUUUUUAACUAAAUAGUCUUCGGAACGUUUUCUUUCUAUCUGUGGUGAGCAAAUAUAUCUGAAGGCUUUUUAAAGUUCUGUAAGCUUAUAUCAAACUGUUCAAACCUGAUACUCGGUCAGAUCAUUGACUCAAACUACAGCUACAAACGUGCAUAAACUUGCCGCAUAAACUGUCAGCGUGAACUGUGCAAGACUUCAUGAAAUUAGAUAUAACAAAAACAAACAUCAAAUACAAUAGUUACUCAGGCUUACCAUUUGAGAUUCAGUUCCUGAAAGCUAUCAAGGAAGGCCACAGUUGCUUGAGACUUUUAAACCCUCUUACGCAUUAAGCAAGGUGAAAAACGAAAACGAUGCCAUCCGAAAUCGAAUUACCAAAUUUUGACAAGCGACGCGUUUCUCAACCAAAAACCCAGUAAACAAACCAGCCAUGAAUAACAGAAGACUCUUGAUAGCAGCUGUAUUUCAUUUUGUACAUCCAGAAGAAAAAAGAGAGUUAAAAACAUCACAAGUUGACACAAAACUCUUCAGCUUCAGCUGUCAAAGUAAACAAUUUUCAAGAUGCUGCAUAAUUUUUUCGCAUGAACUCACCUGUCAAAUUUUUACCAAUCAGAGUAUAAAAAUUGGACGUAGAGCGUGACCAACGCGUGACCAUGGUAAGAUAAGGUCUUCCUCGCCUGUACUUUUAAAAAACUGGCUGAAUUUCUGCUUCCGAAGUCAGUUUGAAAUCAAAAUCCUAAUAGUACGGGGCCAUAGUGACAUAAACACAACAUAUUUGAUAUGAAUCCUUGGAAAAAAUAAACUUGAGCCUGCGAUCAUUUCAAACUGGUAAUUUGUCCGCGGAUAACUUCAAAAAAAUACUCGACCUCGAUGGGUCAACACUUGAGCCCGUGUUACGGUCAGAUGAUACUGGUCAGCGGAUGCCCUGUUUGGUUAGCUGUCAAUUGAUCACAACAUUGAUGUGCAAUUAGUUUUCUCUUGGGCUCCCAAACUAGCUAAAAGUGUGAGAGUAAACAUUGGGUGUCCUGUGGUGCGGACGGACGGUCGGUCGGCGGUCGGCGGUCGGUGUACGGUCACGUGAUUACCAAAUUUUCUGGGAUGGGUAGAUUUACUAAGCUAUGUUUCGCGCGCGCGUGGAGCUCCGCUAGUAAAUUGAUUUCAACCAUUAUUCUAUUUGACAUCUUUUAAGAUUGUUAAGUUCAUACAUUUUUUAAUUCGAAAUUUGCAAUGUGUAGGUUUGAGGCCCGAUCCUAUAAGGUUCCUCUUCGCUUACGGAAUACUUGUCUUGGUCAGUCUGGCCUCUGUUUCUUACAGUAAGUAUAUUUUACGCUUAUGGUCUUGAGGGAAACACAGUAUUAUGUGUAGGAACAUUGCUGCUUUCUUUAUAUAAUGUUCGCGUGCGUAGCGGGCGCUUGGGAGUAACGAGCGCAAGAGAGAACGAAGCACCCCAUUAAUUCUUUCUUGCGCCCAUUACUUCCAAGCGCCUGCCACGCAGGCUAAUGAAAUGUUAAAGCUAUGGACAUUUCAUGCGGCUGAAAAAAGCGUUUACUAGCUCAGGUUGACCAAAUUUUUUACUUCAUAUUGGUUACAGCAAAGUGUCCUGGAGUUCGCUAAUUCGGACCUAUACCUUUCACACUGUCGUACUUAGGGCUCAACCAAAUUUCUCUACCAACAAAAAAAGUUCAGUUAAAGUAAAGUUAGUAUAUACUAGGAAAUGACAAUCAGUGUUGGGCAACUGGAAAAAAGGAAUAAGUUUACGCUAAGUAAGUUCAUUUAAAAAAAGCAGCGCCCAUAAUGAAAAUAAUCUUAACAAAACAUUUUUUUAGACAUUUCUGCUGGAGCUUUCUCCAGUAAAGACAUUACAUAUCAAUAUUUAUACGUCGUGAAUGUAAUAACUGGAUGCAUGGAAGAGGCCAAUAUAACAAGUUUACUCGGUUAAUCGCAGUCGGCCCUUUCCAGUUGGUAAGUCACAAGGUACCAAACCGCCAGACUGGCAGGCAAGAAACGUAUUGGGGUAAGGAAAAUAUAGAGUCCACAUAAUUUAUAAUGGUGAUUUUCAAGUAUCCAAAGCAUGGUGCUUUUGUACAGUGCGACUAACCACCGCUGUGAAGGCCCUAAAAAUGACUGCGAAGCUAUCUGUUAUCUUUUUUAGCAUACGUCAUCUCGGCUUUCGCGCCAACCUCGUCAGCAUCUAUUGCUAUCAUCGAGCCCAUGGUUCUACCAUUCUUACUUCUGGGAGGGUUCUUCAAGGACAACACGUGAGUUUAUCUCUUUAACGUCCUGUUAAUUUGAGGUAACAGAGGAUAAAUACCUGCAAAUUUUGACGUGACUUUCGUCGCUCUUUUCCACAGCUAGUUUUCCUGCAAGCUUUUUGAUUGAUUUACAGUACUUUUAAGUACAUGAUGCAAAACAAUUUCACCCGUAAUAGUUACUUGUAACUGGUAAAAUCAUCUUAUGUAACAAUCGGUUAGGGUCAAGUAUUUUUUUCAUAUGUAACAGUUGGCAAUUGUAUAUGCAGAACUUUACCAUGGUGGUUAAGGGUUGUGCAAUUUCUUUCCUGGUGGAACUACGGAUUUGAGGCAAUGGCUAUCAAUCAGUGGGACAAUUAUGGAAACAUAAGUAGGUUAUUCAUUCAUUCAUUCAUUCAUUCAUUCAUCUGCAUUUAUUUAUCUAUUGCUUGUUUAUUUAUUGAUUUAUUUAUGUACUUUAAAGAACAUCCUAACUUGCUGCGAGUAUCGAUUCCCUUUUUCUAUUUCGCCACUACCAAAACACCAGUAGAAAUUUUCCUUCUACAGAAUGAUUCGUGUCGUUAUGUCCCAGCUCAUGUUUUUCGACCAAGGGCGAAAAAGUUUUCUGCGUUAUCAAUACAUGAGCUGCGCCUAGCCACCUAUACACUGAUUGUGAUUCUAGAACUGGUACUAUAGGGUUAUGCCCAAACACUCCACUGAUCCGUUCGAUCAGUGUUAUGUUACAAAAUUAAUUUUCGAGUAUUUUGCCUCGACAUGAUUUUCUAUGAGAAAAUAAACUCUUCUUGUCCUUUACCCAGUUAAAAGUUACCAAUAUUGCUGGUAAUUAGUAUAGACUAAUUAAUGCUACCAAAAUAAGUAACACUAAGAGAUAAGAGUAGUUUGCAGCGUACAGAAGGCCAUAAUGGCCGUUUUUACACAAGAGACGGACUAUACAUUUCUCUAAGACGUACAAUCCGUCUUUAAUAUUAAAACCAAAAUUAUCAGUCUGACGGGAAUUAUCCACUUGAUCCGCCACCCCUCUGAGAUGAAUCAUGCGUCUCUAGUGCGAAAACGGCUAAUGCCUGCUAUCGUACUUUUCUCAUACCUCAGUUUAACGUUUUUGUUCUUGUUAUGCAGCAUGCAGUUUUAAAGGCAAAGCAUCACACCUGCCGUGUAUUGGCAAUGGGGAAGAGGCUAUCGAGUCCCGCGGCCUGGAUAAGGUAAAUAUCGAUAAAGUAUAAAUAAUCCAUGGAGUAGUCCACAUGCCUUUAUUACCACCUGAGGUGGAAAAUGGCUUGAAGAGUUCGUUUCGCUAAAAUUUGUGAUACUUUGAAUGAAAGCAAUUAGAAAUCAACCACGAAUUACUUACUAACGGGCUGGUCUUAUUCUCAGUUGCUAUAGUAUAAUUAUAUGAAAAAUGUUUAUAAAUGUCUUUAAACGAAGAUUUGGAGGAAAUUAUCCUCUAAACUUGAAAAGGUGGAGCAGAGGUUAUCACGUUCAAGUGUGUCGCUCAAAAAACCCUUUCAGUGUCGGAGGCGAUUAAACACACGUUUUGAUGAACACAACUAAUUUAAUACAUAAUCAAGAUGGCAGCUUCCAGGAGCACCCAACGAGAAUAUAGGUCAAAACCACUUAAACAUGGUAUUGUUAAAAGUGUUUUAGUAUUUAAACGGUAGAUAUAGGCACAUUUUUAUCCCACCAAAAAUUUUAAAUCUGUUCGGAUUACCUAGCUGAAAGUUUAGUGAUCCGAAAAUUAUAGAGAUCAAAACUUACCUUUUCGAAAAUUUCAGCCAGAAGAAAGGCUCCCGAAAAUUCUAGGUGACCUUUUUAGGGUAAAAAUCCGUUUAAAAUGGGCAGUUAUACGAUUUUUUAGAUGUUCGAAAAUCCUAGGAGAGGCAGGCAAGCAAGAAAUUUUACAACAAAUGUUCCGAAAAUUCUAGAUCUCAAAUCGUCUUCCGAACAGAUAUUUUUCGAAAAUUGACGUUGGGUGCCCCUGAGCUUCUACAGCAACUGAUACCAAGCACAUGGUUAUGUCCAAAUAUAGGCAUACCAUAUAAGGUUAUAAGAUACAACCCUCUUUUACGAGAACAGUGGCUGCCAAAGCAAUGUUUGAUGGGGAAUAAAAAAAAUGCUUCAAUGGAAAGAUGGAUGACUCAGCAGUUUGACAGGGGAGAGGUUUUGAGGGUGUGAAAAGGAAUGACUUAAAAGUGGGUAUGUUCCUAUUUGUCCGGAACUUGAAAAGGUGGAGCAGAAGUUGUCGAGUUUAACUAUGUCGCUCAAAAGACCUCGGCGAUAAUGAAUUGUGCCACUUUUUAUUUUUGUUCGACAGGAUCAUCUACUGAUUGACAUCUGUGGUCUGUUGUCUUUGAUUAUUGCCUUCCGAAUAAUAGCAUUCCUUAUUUUGUUGAGGAGCACUUACAGAAAACAGUAAAGCAGUAAAAGAAAUCUCCUCUACUUCAGCUCGGACUGGCAACGAGAAAAGCCACUUCACGCGCGACUGAACCGCUGCUUCAUAGCACUUUUUACAAUUGUUUACCGCAAAGUAAGAACAUUGCAGAGCAACACAUCAAGAAUAAAAUCUGAACUCUAAGUGACUAUUGAUAUUUUCACCAUAAUAGGCCAUUUUACAGUUAUGUAUGGAAGCGAGGCUGGAGUUGACCUUGUUUUGAUACAACCUUCAUUCUUCAUUAUGUAAAUCAAGUUAUUCUUAUGCUAACUCGUAUUCGCAAGGACAAUUUCCAUAACAAAGCAAAGGAGGUUUGUAUCAAAACAAGAUUAACUUCAGCCUCACAUUCAUGACACAAGAAGGCUAGGGUACUAAGUCCACAACUGCAA
Messenger RNA from Porites lobata, 20562 nucleotides. The record is from the annotation of a GenBank genome assembly. NCBI's taxonomy places the organism in Eukaryota, Metazoa, Cnidaria, Anthozoa, Scleractinia, Poritidae.